Molecule: messenger RNA, 566 nt
Organism: Aphanomyces invadans
Lineage: Eukaryota; Oomycota; Saprolegniomycetes; Saprolegniales; Verrucalvaceae
Exons: 1
Coding region: 1-453 (150 amino acids)
Source: RefSeq, a predicted model, not a curated record
AUGGCGUGUGCUACCUCAAGUAUGAGAAGAGACAUUCGUUUCCUUUGCCUGGUGGAGUUUCUGGUGUUCUAUCGGUGGUGCCUCCGACCAGCAAGCCAACCCCAGCACCUACUGCCAAGCCAACACCUGCACCUACUGCCAAGCCAACCCCUGCACCUACUACCGCACCUACCUUAUCCCCUACUUCGGCACCCACAUCGGCUCCAACUCACGCUCCCACGGACGCGCCGACGUCGGCACCGACGAGUGCCCCUACUGUCGCACCGACGUCUGCACCCACAUCGGCUCCAACUCACGCUCCCACGGACGCGCCGACGUCGGCACCGACGAGUGCCCCUACCGACGCACCGACGUCUGCACCCACAUCGGCUCCAACUGACGCUCCCACGGACGCGCCGACGUCGGCACCGACGAGUGCCCCUACCGACGCACCAACCUCCGCACCUACUGUAGCCCCAACGACUGGGCCAACACUAGCUCCGAACCCAUCCUCGACUGUUUCGCCGACCCCCGUACCCACUGCUUCUGUACCAUUGGCCGAAAACUUUUACAUCCACCACGAUGGG